Molecule: messenger RNA, 1681 nt
Organism: Sesamum indicum (sesame)
Lineage: Eukaryota; Viridiplantae; Streptophyta; Magnoliopsida; Lamiales; Pedaliaceae
Product: syntaxin-43
Biological process (GO): intracellular protein transport; vesicle fusion; vesicle-mediated transport
Cellular component (GO): SNARE complex; membrane; endomembrane system
Molecular function (GO): SNAP receptor activity; SNARE binding
Source: RefSeq, a predicted model, not a curated record
UAACUUCCCGUAUCAAAGAAAUAAAUACCAGAAACCCAGCCCGAUUCUCGGCCCGACCACUUUUACCCUGUUUCCGUCAAUCGGAAAUUGGACACCGUCUGAAAUCGGAGAGCUACUUACCCAUUAGCCACUAAGUCAUUCGUAGAUCUAUUUGAAUUUAGACACUUUUGGAGAUUUGAUUCUUAUGAUUUUGCUUAUGUUUUAGGGAAUUUGGUGAAAUUUAGUGUUAACUUUUUUGAUUAAUGGCGACGAGGAAUAGGACUAUUUUGUACAGAAAGUAUAGGGAUGCAUUGAAAAGCGUCAGGGUCCCGGCGGGCUCGUCGCCGUCGAUCUCUGGGAGCGGAGGUGCGGUGAUCGAGAUGUCAACCACUUCUUUGCUUAACCCUAAACGAUCUUAUACUCCUUUGAGCACUGAAGAUCCGGGAUCCUCCAGGAGUACAGUUGCAGUAGGUUUACCACCAGCUUGGGUGGAUGUAUCUGAAGAAAUAGCAGCUAAUGUACAACGCUUGAGGGAAAAAAUGGCUGAGUUGGCAAAGGCUCAUGCCAAGGCUUUAAUGCCUUCAUUCGGAGAUGGCAAAGAAGAUCAACGCCGGAUUGAGGCACUUACACAAGAGAUAACUGAUCUUUUAAAACGAUCGGAGAAAAGAUUGCAAAGACUCUCUGCUUCUGGGCCUUCAGAGGAUUCAAAUAUCAGGAAAAAUGUCCAGAGGUCUUUAGCUACUGAUCUUCAAAGCCUCUCAAUGGAGCUACGUAGAAAACAGUCCACAUAUUUGAAACGACUUCAGCAGCAGAAAGAGGGUCCUGAUGGGGUUGACUUGGAAAUGAACUUAAAUGGGAGCAAUCCUAAGGGGGAGGAUGAUGAUUUCGAUGAUAUUGGAUUCAGUGAACAUCAAAUGGCCAAAUUAAAGAAAAGUGAGGCAUUCACCGUAGAGAGGGAGAGAGAAAUUCAACAGGUGGUGGAAUCAGUGAAUGAGCUGGCCCAAAUUAUGAAAGAUUUAUCAGUGUUGGUGAUCGAUCAGGGGACCAUUGUUGACAGGAUUGAUUAUAACAUAACAAAUGUCGCUGUGUCGGUUGAAGAGGGCUUGAAACAGCUUGAGAAGGCUGAGAGAAGCCAAAAACAAGGUGGCAUGGUUAUGUGUGCCACUAUUCUUGUUAUUAUGUGCUUUGUUAUGUUAAUUCUCUUAAUUUUGAAGGUGAUAAUCUUCUAAUCUUUGAACGAAGCAUCUUCUUGAAUUCUCCUAUGGUUCUGGACCUCCAUGGCAACCUUUACAAAGUCAGCUAUCAAAAAGUCGAAUGCUGGGAUUUCCAAGUCCCAAAUAGACUCAUCUUACUAAAUGUUGAAGACAACAAUUAAUUAUUUCUCACUGUUCAUUUUUUGCUUUUACCACUUUCUAUGUGGGAGGAGUAUAUAUAUGUCUGGAUAGAAUGUUUGACUGCUCCUGGGACUUUGUACAGUCUGGAGGAGGGAUGUGACAUUGAUUCUUUCAUCCCAGGAAGAUUUUGUAGCUUUGUUACAAAUGCUCUCUUCUCUUGAGUUGAGGUGAAAUAUGUUUUCUUUGUAAGAUUCUUUCUUGAAGUGGGAAAACAAAACACAGAAUGACCAUUGUAGAAGCUCUGACUCACCUGAAUAAUGAUUGGCAUUUAUUGUGUUUGGUAGGGGACUCAAAACCUAAUUGUGGCA